AUGAUCUGCAACGGCUGCAACUCGAUGACGUUGUGCAUGCCAACUGGCUCGCUGGAUAUGUUCUGCACCGAGGGCACCCCUUAUUGCGUCGACGGAGACGACGGAUUUGCCACGUGCAACGAAACGCCUACGGCCGGAUGUGAACCCACGACCGAAGGUACAACGGAAGCUGUGACAACAGAGUUGACUACAGUGGAGUUGUCGACGGAAACUUUGACAGUGGUUGAAACUACAACUCAAUUGGAGAUUACCGAAUCAACGGAACCUCCUACCACAAUCAAACCCGUUCCCGCCAUGAAGUGUACCGGUCCCGGACUCUUCCCGGAUCCACGCGACUGCAACGCCUAUCACUACUGCUUCGCGAAGGGCGAUCAAUCGCACACUGUGCGAUGUUCUGAAGGGUCCGUCUUUGACUAUUCUUCCCAGCAGUGCAAAGAGCUCAGCUCACCAUCCGACUGUCUUACGAUCCGGUGUGAACCGCUGAAGGUAUUCCAGGAGUACGACACUACGGGGCAGUACUAUGGAGUUUGCUCACUGGGCUCGAUCGCCGUGUACCGAUGCCCGGCGGCGGCGGUCAACAACGAUGAUGCUGGAUCGUGCCCGUUCACGUGCUCCAAGGAGGGAUUCUUCACGAAUCCACUGGAACCGAACACAUACUUCCACUGCUGGCGCAUGUACGGAGCAAGGUCGCUGUCGAUUCGGAUGCUGUACUGUCCCACCUGGUGGGAGUUUGAUGAGAAGGCGCAGAGAUGUGUCUUCAAGAGGGUUUUGUGA
Culex pipiens pallens (northern house mosquito) is the source of this 774-nucleotide messenger RNA. RefSeq lists its product as uncharacterized. Gene Ontology annotation, molecular function: chitin binding. Gene Ontology annotation, cellular component: extracellular region. Lineage: Eukaryota; Metazoa; Arthropoda; Insecta; Diptera; Culicidae. The transcript has a single exon. The record is from RefSeq and is a predicted model, not a curated record. Bases 1 to 774 code for a protein of 257 amino acids.